AUCAAGGUUACAAACUAUACGAGAACGUAAUCAGCCAGUGUUCACGAGAGAAAGUAUUGCUAUUGCGUGUCUUUAGCAAAGUGAAUAAGUGAAAGUUAUUAUUCAUUCGCUUUACGCAAAAUAAACUUUUGAAUUCAUAACAAUCGCGAUGGAGCGUUGGGUGGGUAAGACGGCUGUGGUGACGGGUGCGAGUUCCGGCAUCGGAGCAGCCAUCGCUGUUCAACUCGCCAACGCUGGUGUACGCGUCGUGGGUCUAGCCAGGAGAUCGCAUCUUGUUGAGGAACUACAAGCUCAAGUGCGCGGCAGCGGUCCCAUCCACGGGCGACAAUGCGACGUGACCAAGCUGGAGGAUGUGGCGGCAGCCUUCCAGUGGGCGGAAGACUGUUUCGGUUGCAUUCACAUUCUUGUGAACAACGCCGGAGUGUUCAUCAGUGGAAACAUUACUGACUUAGCUGAAGGCCAAUUGAGUGACGCACAGAUCCUCAGCGUGAUGGACACAAACGUCCGAGCGACGAUCAUGUGCACCCGCCACGCGAUCUCCUCAAUGAAGAAACACCACUUUGACGGGCACGUCGUCAAUAUAAAUAGUAUCGCCGGCCAUUACAUACCGUUCGCUAAUUUCAACGUAUACUCGAGUAGCAAGUACACCAUCACAGCAUUCACGCAGUCACUACUCACUGAGCUCGCAAAUCUGAAGAGCGGUAUUAGGAUUACCAGUAUAUCCCCUGGGUUGGUGGACACAGCCAUGGCCGGCGGUGUCCAGAACAUGCCCAUGCUGAAGCCGGCAGACGUCGCUGAUGCAGUGCUGUACGCGAUCUCCGCACCACCCACAGUUAAUAUUAGCGAGCUAACUAUACAGCCGACGAGUGAAAAGAGAUUGUAGAAAAGGAUCUUUACGAAGAAAAAUAAUAACUCCAAAUAUUUACGUAUUCUAUAGAAAUGGAGAAGUUUACAUGCAGCCGACGAUGGUGUCGAGAGUCGACGAGAGAUUUAUUUUUUAUACAAAGGAUCGGCAACGGAUCAGCACCGGAUCAGUACCGUAUACUUUUACGAUAUUCUUAAAAUCAAUAAUAAAAUCGAUGUAGCGUGAACUUAAUCUAGUCCUGUCCUACCCAGUAUAGGUACCUACUAUGUUUAUGUGCCCAACACUCUACGGUGUUUAAACUAUGUAACUUAGACGGACGAAUAUAAUGAUCAUUACUCAAGCACGAUCGAAACUGACCAAUUCGUAAUCGUGUCGCCAUCUUUAAAUUUUUCAUGGAAGGCGCUGCUUAGUUCCCAUAGAAACAUUGGCGAUGGUGAUCGGAACUGUCAAAUUUCGUGCUUGGGCCUCAAAGGCUGUACGAGUUGCGCCUCGAUUUAACUUUACUAUUGCGUUUGUGAUUACGUCGUCGUAAAAAUUUUCGAUGACGAUACGAAUAUUUUUUCGCUCGUUGUUCGUGCUAGGGGUGCAGGUUAUAUUGAAAUUCAAAUUUAAU
Chilo suppressalis (striped riceborer) is the source of this 1478-nucleotide messenger RNA. The record is from the annotation of a GenBank genome assembly. Lineage: Eukaryota; Metazoa; Arthropoda; Insecta; Lepidoptera; Crambidae.